Molecule: messenger RNA, 738 nt
Organism: Schistosoma turkestanicum
Lineage: Eukaryota; Metazoa; Platyhelminthes; Trematoda; Strigeidida; Schistosomatidae
Source: the annotation of a GenBank genome assembly
AUGUAUGUGAACGAUGCGAAUAGUGAAGAAGAAGAAGGAGAUGGUGAACCUCAUCAUCAUGGCAUUCACUGCAUCACAAUCAAUCAUACAUCAUCAUCAUCAUCAUCAUCAUCAUCAUCAUCAUCAUCAUCAUCAUCAUCAUCAUCAUCAUCAUCAUCAUCAUCAUCAUCAUCAUCAUCAUCAUCAUCAUCAUCAUCAUCAUCAUCAUCAUCAUCAUCAUCAUCAUCAUCAUCAUCAUCAUAUCAUCAUCAUCAUCAUCAUCAUCAUCAUCAUCAUCAUCAUCAUCAUCAUCAUCAUCAUCAUCAUCAUCAUCAUCAUCAUCAUCAUCAUCAUCAUCAUCAUCAUCAUCAUCAUCAUCAUCAUCAUCAUCAUCAUCAUCAUCAUCAUCAUCAUCAUCAUCAUCAUCAUCAUCAUCAUCAUCAUCAUCAUCAUCAUCAUCAUCAUCAUCAUCAUCAUCAUCAUCAUCAUCAUCAUCAUCAUCAUCAUCAUCAUCAUCAUCAUCAUCAUCAUCAUCAUCAUCAUCAUCAUCAUCAUCAUCAUCAUCAUCAUCAUCAUCAUCAUCAUCAUCAUCAUCAUCAUCAUCAUCAUCAUCAUCAUCAUCAUCAUCAUCAUCAUCAUCAUCAUCAUCAUCAUCAUCAUCAUCAUCAUCAUCAUCAUCAUCAUACAUCAGCAUCAUCAUCAUCAUACAUCAUCAUCAUGAGACUCUCUAAACUUUUCUCACUGAAUCAUACUUCUUGA